AAAAAUUACACACUCUGAUCUAUUCUAGAAUUUAUCCAUUGAUCCAUACGGCAAAACAUGGUCCAUGUGGCGUCAGAGUGAAGUAAAUUUUACAUAUAUUUUGUUGUAUAUAAGAGAAAGAAAAUGUCAAACGAAAAUGAAAGCAACGCGAGACUGUUUCAAACGAUCGGUUUGAGCGAGCAGAAGGCUAAGGAAACUGUAAAAAACGCAAAUGUCUCCAAAAAUCUUAAACUGGCUAUAAACGAGGCUGCUAAAGAUGGGCCUAUCUCGCAGGAUGUUGGUGUUUUGUUGUAUCAUUUAGCUUCCAAGAUUAAGAACCAGAUUGCAAAUAAGAUACCAUUUAUUACUAAUUAUGUUAUUGAAAAGAAAUUAGAUACUAUACAGAGGAUAGAUGCUGCUUUGUCUUAUCUGCUAGCUAAUAUAAAUAAUGACAUUAAUAUAACAAAUUUUGAAGAAUCUUGUGGUAUAGGAGUGAUAGUUUUACCUGAACAAAUAGAGGAAGAAGUGGAAAAAGUCAUAAAAGCAUACAAAAAUGAGAUAUUAGAAAAAAGAUACCGUUUCAAUUCUGGUCCAUUGAUGCAGCAAGUACGUAACAUUCUAAAAUGGGCAGAUGGUAAAGCAGUGAAGAAUGAAUUUGACAUCCAAAUUCUUGAUUUAUUGGGCCCGAAAACUGAUGCUGAUCUUACACCAGCAUCUAAACAGGUAAAACAGCCAAAGGACAAGCAAACAAAAGCAAAGAAAUCUGAAGCUGUGAAAGAAGAACAAAAGGAGACAUUAAAUGGUGAAAAAGUAGAAGUACAGACAAUAAGUGAACUUAUGAAAAACAAGGUUAACUUCCACAAGCCUGGAGAAAAUUACCAAACUGAGGGAUACAUUGUAACGCCAAAUACGCAUUAUUUGCUACAAGAACAUCUGAAAGUUACCGGUGGCAAAGUGAGAACCAGAUUUCCACCCGAGCCCAAUGGCAUUUUGCAUAUUGGCCAUGCAAAAGCAAUUAAUAUCAAUUUUGGAUACGCCGCUGCUCACGACGGCAUAUGUUAUUUGCGGUACGACGAUACGAAUCCUGAGAAAGAAGAGGAGAAGUUUUUCGUUGGAAUACGAGAUAUGGUGGAGUGGCUCGGCUACAAACCCGCUAAGAUCACCCACUCGUCGGAUUACUUUCAGCAACUGUUCGAGUGGGCUGUAAUAUUGAUAAAGAAAGGUUUGGCCUACGUCUGUCAUCAGUCUAGCGAGGAUAUAAAAGGUUUCAAUCCUCCGCCGAGUCCUUGGCGCGACAGGCCAAUUGAAGAAAGCUUGCAGCUAUUCAAUGAUAUGAAGGAUGGUUUAUUGGAAGAAGGAGAGGCGACAUUGCGUAUGAAAGUAACUCUGGAAGAAGGCAAGCAGGAUCCCGUCGCGUACCGAAUAAAGUACUCGCCUCAUCACCGAACCGGCGACCAAUGGUGCAUCUAUCCGACUUACGAUUACACCCAUUGUUUGUGCGACAGUAUCGAGAACGUGACUCAUUCUCUCUGCACAAAAGAAUUUCAGUCGCGAAGGUCGUCUUAUUACUGGCUCUGCAACGCUUUAGAUAUCUACUGCCCCGUUCAGUGGGAGUACGGUCGAAUGAAUGUUAAUUAUACCGUAGUUUCUAAGAGGAAAAUCGCCAAGUUGAUACAAGAGGGAAUCGUUUCCGACUGGGACGAUCCUAGAUUGUUCACAUUGACCGCCUUGCGUAGACGUGGUUUUCCACCAGAAGCUAUAAAUAAUUUCUGCGCUCAAAUGGGCGUAACCGGUGCACAGGCAACUGUCGAUCCAGCGGCGUUGGAAGCGGCCGUCAGAGAUGUUCUGAAUCUCACCGCUAUUAGAUCCAUGGUCGUUCUGGAACCUAUUAAAUUGACCAUCAAAAAUUUCCCUCAAGAGAAAUCCAUCAAGCUAACUGUACCGGAUUUCCCCAACGAGCCGGAGAAGGGACAUCACGAAAUCACGUUUGACGAGAUCGUGUACAUAGAGGCUUCGGACUUUAAGGAGAUUGAAGAAAAAGGAUUUAGACGUCUAACACCAAAACAGCCAGUGGGUUUGAAGCACGCGGGUGUUGUGUUGACGUUUCAAAGUAUCGAGAAAGAUGCUAGUGGUACUAUUACGAAUAUAACUGUUAAGCAGGAGCUUGUAUCGGAAAGUAAUAAACCAAAGGCAUUUAUACACUGGGUAUCUCAUCCAGCGUUGGCAUCCGUUCGGCUGUAUGAGCGUUUAUUUAAACACAAAAAUCCGGAAGACACGAACGAAGUUCCGAACGGAUUUUUAAGUGACAUCAACCCAGUCAGUAAGAAGGAAGUUGUAGCGUACAUGGACGCGAGUUUGGCUGGCACGGCGAAAGUGUACGAUAAAUUUCAGUUUGAGCGUAUAGGCUUUUUCUCUGUAGACCCUGACACCAAACCCGGCAAGCUUGUUUUUAAUCGCACUGUAACAUUGAAGGAAGAUGCAGGGAAAGUAUAAGUGCUUUUAAACAAAAUCAUCAUGGAUACAAAUGUGCCACUUUUGCUUUAAUUUUUGUAAAAUGUGAGAUGAUAAUGUGUUCAAUAAUAUGAGUUUUUUUAGACAUAUUUAAUAAAUUAUUGAAUCAUUAA
Odontomachus brunneus is the source of this 2603-nucleotide messenger RNA. It is a transcript of the gene GlnRS, whose product is annotated as probable glutamine--tRNA ligase. Gene Ontology annotation, cellular component: cytosol; aminoacyl-tRNA synthetase multienzyme complex; cytoplasm. The record is from RefSeq and is a predicted model, not a curated record. Gene Ontology annotation, biological process: translation; glutaminyl-tRNA aminoacylation. Lineage: Eukaryota; Metazoa; Arthropoda; Insecta; Hymenoptera; Formicidae. Bases 124 to 2472 code for a protein of 782 amino acids. The transcript is spliced from 10 exons. Gene Ontology annotation, molecular function: ATP binding; glutamine-tRNA ligase activity.